Tetrahymena thermophila SB210 is the source of this 2118-nucleotide messenger RNA. RefSeq names its product calpain family cysteine protease. Gene Ontology annotation, biological process: proteolysis. Gene Ontology annotation, molecular function: calcium-dependent cysteine-type endopeptidase activity. The record is from RefSeq and is a predicted model, not a curated record. The transcript has 4 exons. Gene Ontology annotation, cellular component: cytoplasm. Lineage: Eukaryota; Ciliophora; Oligohymenophorea; Hymenostomatida; Tetrahymenidae.
AUGUUUGGCCAAAACUUUAACAUUGCUGAUUUAAAUUCCAAGUUCGGAAUGUCAGCUUAGCCUCCUAGUUAACCUAGAAGUGGAUUUGGAGCUAAUAGCUCUUAGUUAUCAAAUCCUUUAACUGCAAACACUCCUUAAAGCAGAGGUAGAGAUGAUACUGCAUCUAGCACUCACAAUAUGUAAGACUUCCGUAUGAAUUUUAACAUUGACUCUAUAUCAGCUCCCAGAUAAGGCAAUUUCAAAGAUUCUCUAUCAAAUCCUAUGUCAUUUGGUGGCGGAUUUGGUGGCUCAAGCGGAUUUGGAGGCUAAGGCGGAUUUGGUGGCUCUAGCGGAUUCGGUGGUGGCUAUGGAAACUAUGGUGGAGGUUUCGGAAGUAAUACAGGAGGAUUUGGAGCUCCAAGCUCUAACUUAGGUGGCUAAUAUGGUUUGAACAAACCUUCUUAACCUUCUUCUUAUAACUAUCAACCUACUUCUGCUCCUAUUGGUAACCAAAAUGUUUACUUUGCAAACAAAAAUACAAAAAUGGCUGAUUAAUUUGUUGCUCCUCCUCCUUAAAAACCUACUCCCUCCUUUGACACAAACUAGCAUAAAUAGAUUGAAAACAUUAUGAAGCAACAUAGUGAUGUCGAUAAAGGCGAUAUGAUGGACAAAGCUCACUUGGGUAAAGUUAUUUACAGUGCUGCAUUAAGUUCUUCAUCUACAAGCUAGAAAUAUGACAAGCUUCUUGCAGACUUAAAGAGAACCAACUCCAAGUUCACUGAUUCUGAUUUCCCACCUGAAAAGAGUAGUCUUGCCACUCCUGACAAAUUAGGUUCUUACAGAGAUAUUGUUGCUUGGAAAAGAGCAUCUGAGAUAUUUAAAAAACCUUGCCUUUACGAAGGUGCAAUUGAACCAAAUGAUAUUCUUCAAGGUAAUAUGGGUGAUUGCUAUUUACUUUCCACCCUUGCUGCUAUUGCUGAAAACCCUGAUAGAAUCAGAAGGAUUUUCCUUACUUAAAACUAUAACGAAUAAGGUAUUUAUGCUUUAAACAUUGUUUGGAGAGGUGCCAAUCGUGAAGUUAUUUUAGAUGACUACUUCCCAGUCGAUAAGAAAAAUGAGCCUUAUUUCUUGAAAUCUAAAAAUAAUGAACUUUGGGUCGUUCUUUUAGAAAAAGCUUGGGCUAAGUUACAUAGAAAUUAUGAUAGACUUGAUGGUUAGUUAACAAAGGAAACUCUCCAUGAUUUCACUGGAGCUCCUGUUAGAAGUUAUAGAACCAAUAAAGAUUAACAACAAUUAUGGUAAAAGAUGGUUGAUGCUGAUAAGAAAAAUUUUAUUAUGACUACUGGUACAGAAGGUGAAGAUGUUGGUGCUGGUGAUCCUUUAAGAAAAUUCGGUCUUGUUUCUGGUCAUGCCUACACACUUAUUGGAGCUAAUGAAGUCAGACUUAACAAUGGUCAAACUGUUUAAUUAGUCUAAGUCAGAAAUCCUUGGGGUGAAUUUGAAUGGUCUGGCAAAUGGAGUGAUAAAGAUAGUUUGUGGAAUAACGUUUCUUAAUCAGAAAAGAAUAGAAUUGGCUACAGUGUUGAAGAUGAUGGUACUUUCUUCCUUGAAUACAGAGAUAUGCUCGAAUAUUUUGAUGGUGUCUAAAUAUGUUAUUACCAUGAUGGAUUCGUUUAUUCAGGAUAAGAAUUUAGAAGUUCUUCUACUGAAUCAAAAUACUUUGAAAUUAAGAUUCCUUAAACUGGCAAUUAUUAUUUCAAUGUAAGCUAAAUUUCAAUUAGAAUAUUUGAUGAAGAUUAUCAAGAUAACCCUAAUUCUCAUUAUUCAGAUACUAAAUUCUGUAUUGCUGACUAAAGUGGUAAGAUUCUUUAAGGUUACUAUGGUAAAAAGCGUGACCUUUAUUCAUGCAAAUACAUCGAUAAUCCCUUCUAGUUCUAAGCUGGAACUUAUCAAGUUUUUGUAAGAGUAAAUUGGUAGAAAGGUGCCACUCACAGCUUUGGUCUAGGUGCUUAUGGUCCUGGUAAAAUCGAAAUUAAGGAAAUUAACAAAUCUCAAGCUGGUAACUUAUCUAAUGCUGUUGCUCCUUGGGAACAAAAUCGUUAUCCUUAAUUCGAAAUCGAACAAAUUGCCGUCAUUUGA